Molecule: messenger RNA, 357 nt
Organism: Aspergillus calidoustus
Lineage: Eukaryota; Fungi; Ascomycota; Eurotiomycetes; Eurotiales; Aspergillaceae
Source: the annotation of a GenBank genome assembly
AUGAAGACAAGCACUAUCCUAUCGGUGGCGUUGCUUGGAUACCUCCAAACCACUCUAGCCGUGAAGCUGAACAUAACCGAAGUCAAAUACACAGACGGAAGACCCCAACGCAACGCAAUCGUUGACCUCCCGUACAUCGACGACUCUAUCCUCCCCAAGGACCAGCCUUGCCCUGCCCUGCCGUUCUUCACCCGCGAGAUACGACUCAUGACCGAGACCCUCACUGUCCCGACCAAGUGUUUUAUUAUGACCGAACAAUGCCACAACGGGCUGUAUAUCCUUGAUGACGAGGAGCCGUAUGUUUAUUUGAUCAACGGGGCCGCUAAGACCGUGAGAUGCUUUGAGGAUGAUGAGUAG